AUGGAGUUAGGAAGGAGAAGAGGGCAUCAAGUUUGGGAAAAGUACUUUCCUCAUCUGAUUAGAGUAAACUGUGAGAAGGUGGUUCAGGAGAAAGUCUUGGUGGCUAUCAAGACUAACAACAGUGGUAGGAGUACAGUAGCAUUCUCUCCGGAUGGCACAAAGGUUGUUUCUGCUGGUGAUGGUAUAGUCAAGAUCUGGAAUGCAGCUACAGGAGGAGAAGAGCAGUGCUUCAGCUCUGGUUGGACACCCUCAGUAGCAUUGUCUCCAGAUGGAACACAGGUGGUCUCUGGCUCUUAUGGGAUAGUUAAGAUUUGGAAUGCAGGUACAGGCGAAGAGGAGCAGAGCUUCGAUGGCCACUCUGGUUGGGUAACCUCUGUAGCAUUCUCUCCAGAUGGAACAAAGGUGGUCUCUGGCUCUGAGGAUACAAUAGUCAAGAUCUGGAAUGCAGCCACAGGAGAAGAAGAGCAGAGCUUCAAUGGCCACUUUGAUAAAGUAAUCUCUGUAGCAUUCUCUCCAGAUGGUACACAGGUUGUUUCUGCUAGUGAUAGAAUGGUUAAGAUCUGGAAUACGGCUACAGGAGCAGAAGAGCAGAGCUUCAAUGGCCACUUUAGUUCAGGAAUCUCAGUAGCACUCUGUCUAGAUGGAACAAAGAUGGCAUCUGGUUCUGAUGACAAUACAGUCAAGAUCUGGAAUGUAGCUACGGGAGCAGAAGAGCGGAGCUUCAAUGGCCACUCUGCUAGAGUAACCUCAGUAGCAUUCUCUCUAGAUGGUACAAAGGUUAUCUCAGGUUCUUAUGAUAAAACAGUCAAGGUCUGGAAUAUGGCUACAGGAGAAGAAGAGCAGAGCUUCGACGAUCACUUUACUGAGGUAAUCUCUGUAGCAUUCUCUCCAGAUAGCACUAAGAUUGUUUCACGCUCUGAUGAUCAAACAAUCAACAUCUGGAAUGCUGUUACAGGAGCAGAAGAGCAGAGCUUCAAUGGCCACUCUGCUAGAGUAACCUCGGUAGCAUUCUCUCUAGAUGGCACAAAGGUUAUCUCAGGUUCUUAUGAUAAAACAGUCAAAGUCUGGAAUGCCACUACAGGAACAGAAGAGCAGAGCUUUAAUGCUCACUUUCCUCGGGUAAUCUCAGUAGCAUUGUCUCCAGAUGGCCCAAAGGUUGUCUCAGGUUCUGAUGAUACAACAGUCAAGAUCUGGAAUGCUGCUACAGGAGCAGAAGAGAUGAGCUUUAAUGGCCACUCUGGCUGGGUAACCUCAGCAGCAUUCUCUUCAGAUGGCACAAAGGUUGUCUCAGGUUCUAAUGAUAGAACAGUCAAGAUCUGGAAUGCAGCUACAGGCAAAGAGGAGCAGAGCUUCAAUGGCCACUCUGCUUGGGUAAUCUUAGUAGCAUUCUCUCCAGAUGGAACAAAGGUGGUCUCUAGCUCUAAGGACAAUAUAGUCAAGAUCUGGAAUGCAACUACAGGAGAAGAAGAGCAGAGCUUCAAUGGCCACCCUGAUCGUGUAACCUCAGUAACAUUCUCUCCAGAUGGCACACAGUUUAUUUCAAGCUAUUAUAAUAAAACAGUUAAGCAGUGGAAUGCAGCUACAGGAGCAGAAGAGCAGAGCUUCAAUGGCCACUUUAGUUGGGUAACCUCAGCAGCAUUCUCUCCAGAUGGUACAAAAGUAGUUUCUGGCUCUGAUGACCAUACAAUUCGAAUCUGGAAUGCAAAUCCCACCACUGUUGAACAAUAUUCUAUAGGCAAGGAUGGUUGGCUUAUUGGCCCCUACCCUGCUGCCUCUCCUAUCAUUUGGUGUUCCCCUACUAUACGCCAAACACUCAAGUUCCCACCCUGUACUCUUGUUAUUUCCUCUAAUGGCAGGGCAGAUAUUGAUAUUGAUUUGGACUUUCUUGGUCCCAACUGGGCUAAAUGUUACACCCCACCUGUGCCUUCCAUAUCAAGGUAUAUUGCUGCUCUCAUCCUCAUGUUCCUUCUGGUCACCAUCAAUGAGUUUUACUAA
This is a messenger RNA of Mycena indigotica, 1995 nucleotides long. RefSeq lists its product as uncharacterized. Gene Ontology annotation, cellular component: nucleus; transcription repressor complex. NCBI's taxonomy places the organism in Eukaryota, Fungi, Basidiomycota, Agaricomycetes, Agaricales, Mycenaceae. The transcript has a single exon. Gene Ontology annotation, molecular function: protein binding. The record is from RefSeq and is a predicted model, not a curated record. Gene Ontology annotation, biological process: negative regulation of transcription by RNA polymerase II. The coding region runs from base 1 to 1995 and encodes 664 amino acids.